UGCGUUUUUGGGUUUGGGUUCAAGAGCUGAUGCUUCGGUUUUCUGCCUGUGUUAGGUUUAAAAUUUAGUAUUUAAACAACAAGCAAUAUUACAAUCAGUGUAUAAUGUUUGAUUAUUAAGUGUCCGCUUUAUAAAACUACAAAAAUGGUGGUGAAUGCCCCAGAAACUCCGAUACAGGCAGAGUUGAUAUUCGUCAUCGAGGCGACCUCAACAAAUGGGGCAUACAUAAGCGAGUUAAAAACUAAUUAUAUUAUACCUACUCUUGAGUAUUUCCAUGGAGGUGCACUAGAAGAGGGUGGUGGAAAUGGCUCCGUAUAUGGCAUUGUAACAUAUCAGGCGGCGGACAACUUGCUGGCCCUGCCAGUGAACACAUUUGGACCAUUCACAUGCCCACAAACAGCUAUAGAAACUAUUGAUAAGAUACAGUUUAUAGGAGGACAAGCAGAGAGCCGAGCUUGCAUCACCGAGGCCCUGGUUGCAGUUGCUGCAUGUUUCGAGGAGCUCGGACGGACGGAUGUGUCAAGACAUGUCCUACUGCUGUGCUGUUCCCCUCCUUAUUCAGCAUAUGCUGGGGGUUUGGUGCCACCAGGUGUUCCGGGGACCAUAGAGCUGGCAGCCCGGCUCCUAGGUUCCAGUGGGGCUCAACUGUCCAUAGCCGCGGCCCGGAGACUCCCAGCACUCUUGAAGCUGUACGAACAUGCGGGUGGUGACACGCACCAUGCACAACUAAGGAAUUAUGCUAAGGACCCUCGGCACCUAGUAUUACUUCGAGGGUACAGUUUAAAGGAGCGUCCUCCAAGCCCUGCACCGCCGCCCGCACCAGAGGCGCCUCCAGACAUUUAUGGGCAAGGCCGCGGGGCUCCGGCGGCGGCGCCGCGGCCCCAACAGUUCCGCCCGACGGCCGCCGUGCGCCCCAACACGGGCUGGUUGCCCCCGCCACGCAACCCCUUAUACGACAACUCGGCGCUAGUCAGACAGCUAACGCAGCCCUCAUAUCCACCUCCACAGCCCGGUAUCCAACGCAUGCCCGGCAUGAUGGCAGCAGGCCCAUCCAGCGGGCAAGCACCAACUCCACAACGGACUUACAUAUGGAGCGGCGUGCUAGAGUGGAUGGAAAAGGGCAAGAACCCUGGAGACCAGCAGAAGGUUACCAAGCAUCUUCCCUGUCAAGUAUCAGCCAACUCCAAGGACAUAGAGCCAGAGCUGAAGGUGGACACGUGGCCCAACAAGCUCCUGAUGCAGCUGAUGCCAAAACAGCUGAUCAGCAACAUCGGAGGACAGUACCUCAAGGAUAGCAAGUCUGUGCUGUUCCAUCUUCAGCAAAACGAGGCCUUGGAUGCCCUUACUAAAGUCAUGGUCAAUGGAUUUGCCGGCUGCGUCCACUUCUCACCGAUGUCUUCGCCGCCGCAAUGUGACAUCAAAGUGCUGAUUCUACUGUACACGCCCGACAAGAAAGCUUACCUCGGCUUCAUACCUAACAACCAGGCUACGUUCGUCGAUCGGCUACGAAAGGUGAUUCAGCAACAGAAAAUGACGCAGAUCAUCAAACAAAUGCCGCCGGCCGCCAGCUCCGCGCCUAUGCCGGGCGCCAUGCCCACCGCCACCAUGGCGGGUGCAGGCACAAUGCAGCCCACGAUGUCGUCAGCGGCCGGCAUGAGCGGCAUGGGCGGCAUGGGCGCCGGCAUGGCGGCCGGCAUGAGCGGCAUGCAGCCGCUCGGCCCGCAGGCGCCCAGCCCGCAGGGCAUCGUACAGCAGAUGCAUCCACAGGGUAUGAUGGGCAUGGGCGGCAACAUGGGCGGCCAAGUGCCCCAGCAGCAGCAACAAGCGCCCGGCGGCAAGGGCCCCCGCCCCUCGCAGCUGGACGGGCUGGAAGCCGCCCGCCAGCAGAACCUGGAGAAGAUACAACAGCUGCAACAGACUUUAGAGGCGGCGCAUCAACAGGAGGCGCAGUUUAAGAGUCAGUUGUUCGGUCGGCAGAUGGACAUCAUGUCGCACCUGCAAGCAGCUCAACAGCAAGAGCAGCACUACAAGCAGCUUGAGGAGCAACGUAAACACCAGCAGCAACUCCAAUUGCAGCAGCAGCUUCAGCGAGGAACCGGGGCUGUUCCUCGCAUCAUGCGCCCCAUGAUGCCUUCCAACCCUGGCCUCAGGCAUCUACUGCAGCAGCAACAGCAACAGCCCCGCGGCGGGCGCCCGCACAUGUGAACGCGGCCUUACCCACGCCUGCCAACAACCGCAGUACAGGCCGGGCGGCGCGCGCGCAGCCCCGCCGCAGCAGUUCGAUGACGUCAACAACUACAACGACUUUAUUUAGACUCACGCAUUCAGUGCCAACGUUUUCGUAGCGCUACGCUCGUAGCUGAUCCCGGCGUUUUCCCGCUUUGUAGCUGAAAGCGCCUACGAACAGAGAACCCGCCGAGCACUGCCCGGCACUCAAUGUGUUUAAGGGCGGUAAACAAGAAUUUACGAACGAUUGUGAAUUGAAGCCCGAAGCCGAAGCGCUUAAUUAAAACGAGUCCGUAAUUCCUGUACCGCCGGCACACGCAAUGUCAUUUUCAAUUUUCAUCACAAGGGAAAUAAACAAAGUUUCUGCCUAAUUUCGUACGUACAUUACAGCCCUAGGUCAAAAUUUAGGAUUUACGAACCGCAUCGCCUACGUGUAGGUAAUGAACACCUUUUACGAGCAAAUGUGAUGAAAAAUCUUAUUACAACCAAGAAGGAAGGUUUAUAAACUGUCUGGAAAUAAGAAAAGUCCGUUAAAAGCCAGCCAGGGGCCAGGGGUCGGCAAACUUAAAAAGAAGACCCAUCCGUGGUUGAAAAUGUUUAUCAACAUUUUGUAAAACACGUGUAAGAUUAAGAAAAACAUUCAACCUUUAUGUCAACGUAUUUUUUGCCUUCCUGGAAUGGUGGGAGGGAAGAAAUCUGAAUGUAAAUUUUUUGAGAGAUAGAGUAUCGCUAACGUCUGCGUAACUUACUUUCUAUACAUCUCGCACUAAUAAUAUGCCAGUACGAGCGAGAUGCAUAGAAAAUAAGUUAUACACGCACACGCUAGCGAAUAUGUCAAUGUCAAAAUCGUGUUAACGGGUCAAAGCUUACUUGCCACCUACUUAGACGUGGAAAGUGACAAAAACCGUCAUAUCUUCAUAGAAACAGUGACAAAAUAUUUUUUAUCUUGUGCGAUAGUCUGAUAUCAUUUGAAUCCCUCGCUAUGCUCAAGAUUGAAUUCCCCUAACGCGCUAUAAUAUAUGUUAUGUCUGUGGUUUAGUAUAAUAAUGAAGUAAUUGUUUUAUAAUGUAUCUAAAUAUAUGUAUCGUUCUUAGACAAAAGGUACCACACCAGUUGUCAGUAAGGUAGAUUUUUAGGCAAAUAGCGCCCUUAUUGCCAACCUACAAAGUGGUAAAUUUUGUUUGAGAACGACUUUUUAAAAUAGGACAUUGAAUAAAAUACUUUUUAAAUUUAA
This is a messenger RNA of Cydia strobilella, 3460 nucleotides long. Its product is annotated as mediator of RNA polymerase II transcription subunit 25-like. The coding region runs from base 145 to 2205 and encodes 686 amino acids. Gene Ontology annotation, biological process: positive regulation of transcription by RNA polymerase II. Gene Ontology annotation, cellular component: mediator complex; transcription regulator complex. The record is from RefSeq and is a predicted model, not a curated record. NCBI's taxonomy places the organism in Eukaryota, Metazoa, Arthropoda, Insecta, Lepidoptera, Tortricidae. The transcript is spliced from 16 exons.